CACCACCACCACCACUUUAACCAUUACAUAACCAAUUACUGCUUCUACUACUACUACUGCUAUUACUAGUCAACGAGGGAUUUUCGACUUGCUAGAAACAGCAGCCAAAUUUUCUCAUGAAUCACACACCUUUCUGUCUUGCAUUAAAGGAAAGCAUACAGAAGACAACCUAUGAUAAGAUGGUCGUGGUUGGAUUGCCUUUGAACAGUGCUGACCCGCGACUAAGCAUCAGCAGCUACUACUAAUACUGCCACCACCACCACCACCACUAACUGUCACUACUACUACUAUCACUAUUCACAAGUUCUUGUAGUGUUUAUUAUUAUACGAUGUAUGUAUGAAGCAACAACUGUAAACACGUCGCUUGCUCUGACGGCUUUCCUUCUUACCUGACCAUGGAGCAAGGCGAUGAUAAUACCACAGAAGUAUUUGAUGUAUUACCCACUAUACCUGAUACAUAUAUCGAUGAACAUGAUUAUGGAUACAAAGUUCCAUACCAGCGUAUUCACCAGAAAGCUACCAGCUUUUCUGAGAAAAACCAUUUCAAUGUAUGGAUUACCGGUGUGACAGUCAGCGUGAAAGUGUCUCUUGAUAAACGACCCAGUCACAGGAUUAAUUCAAACCUAUAUAAAGUUGAUUUGGUACAUGAAAAUCACCACUGGACAAUUUAUCGACGCUAUAAACAUUUCCGCAGUCUUCAUGAACAACUCAUGUUGUUCUUGGCUGGACUUCGGCUUCCGGUUCCAACAAAGCAACACCGGGAGAAGAAGAAGUCUUUCCGUGGUGAGAAAUCCACACUACCAAGAUUUCCUUUAAUUCCAGACCAGUUUAUUCGAGAAGAAAACAUUCCUUUACGAACAAAACAACUGGAAGAAUAUCUUCAAUGUGCUCUAAAAUGCCGAAUGUACAGAAAUCAUAUAGAAAUGCUAAAAUUCUUAGAAAUCAGCCGCCUGUCUUUUAUUAAAGAACUUGGUUGUAAAAGGAAAGAGGGUAUGGUAAUGAAAUCUCCUGGAGGUCGGUCUACGAGUUGUCUGAAUUGUAAGAACAUGUUCCAAGUUAGCAGAACUUGGCAUAAAAGAUGGUUCAUCAUAAAAGACACAUUUCUUACCUUCCUCCGUCCACACGAUGGUGCUGUCCGAGAUGUAAUUUUACUCGAUUCAGAUUUUGAUAUAAAAUCUGGUUAUUUUGAAACUGGUGUACCUCAUGGAAUUCUGAUAAAAAAUUCUUGCCGAGAACUGCUGUUUAGUUGCUGGACACAUCGAAAACAGGUGGAAUGGUCUGAUCAGAUUAAAAUGAUUGCUGAAGGAACUGGUAAAGAAUACACUGAAGAGAAACGGUUUAAUUCUUUUGCUCCAAUUCGAACUGAUUCCCAUGGAACCUGGUUUGUUGAUGGAGAUCUUUAUUUUGAGUCUGUGGCAGAUGUUUUAGAGGCAGCAACUGAGGAGAUAUUUAUCACUGAUUGGUGGCUGAGUCCAGAAUUAUAUUUGAAGCGUUCUGGUGCGGAUUUCAAUCAUUGGCGUUUAGAUGUGGUUCUUAAACGGAAAGCAGAAUGUGGAGUGAGAGUAUUUAUAUUGCUGUACAAAGAAAUAGCCCUGGCCCUUGGCAUCAAUAGUUAUUAUAGUAAGAGGACACUGAUGAGUCUCCACCAUGAAAAUAUCAAGGUAUUGAGACAUCCUGACCACGUACCUGGUGGAGUAUAUCUAUGGGCGCAUCAUGAAAAGCUGGUUGUUGUUGACCAGAAAUCUGCUUUCUUAGGUGGCUUUGAUCUCUGCUAUGGUCGGUGGGACUGUCAGAACCACAGGCUUGAUGAUCUUGGUUCCAUAGUCAAUGCCAAAGAUGAUCAGAAUUUGUCAAUAGUUGCAGAAAAUAAAGAUGAAAAUUCUUCACAGGAAAAUACAUCAUCGACUUCCUUGUGGACAAAUUCUUUGGAAAAUGAAGCCACUGUCAGCAGCAGCAGCAGGAAAGAGGAAGACUCUGUGACUGUGAUAGCCAAGCUGCAACCCGGUUAUGGUGAAGAUACUGUUGAUAGUGCUGAUCACGAACCUUCCGAAAUAACACCUUUGCCUAUUAAUGACGUUGGUACCUGUUCAGCUGUGACAACAGUAAAAAACAAGAAAUCAGUGGAAAUACAUGGUUCUGGAGAUGCCAAGAAGGGUGCAAUGAGAGGAGCCCACAAACAUGACCAUUUAUGGAAAGACUCGUCACUGAACAAGACCAUCUCCAACCACGAUCCAAAGAUAGUACUCGGUCGCAGUGUAUCGAUGAAAACAAAUUUUCUAAACGACACUGUCGAUAAGGGAGGAGAUGCUCGCAAAUACAUGAGACAUGUCUCUCUGAUGGAUUAUCCAAGCAAAGAUUUAUAUGAGAACAUUCUGGAACGAUACAACUGUUUAGAGAAAACACAACUGAUCUCAUCUGCAAGAGAUUCUGAAUCCCAAGGUGGGAAUUAUGAAUCUAUCGGACUCACCAAUUUCUCAGGCAGUACACAAGUUGACAAGUCAUUGAAUGCACGUCGACGAUGGCGACGAUACAGAAAUGUGGUCAAGCUAAUUACAGUAGAGAAUGUCAAUGUGACAGUGAAAAACAUUCCUGGUUUGGACGAGAUGUCGUCAAAUAUGAAACCGUCAACACCAAAAUCAAAAAGACGAUUUAUGCCAAGCUACAUAUCAGAUCGGCUGCCUGCGAAACAAGAAUCAACAGAAACUAAAGAGAGCUCCAAUGAUGAUUCUAUAUCAGAAUCUCCGCCAACUUCACUGCAUGGUGCUUCUAAACUAUGGAUUGGUAAAGACUACUGUAACUUUAUCUUCAAAGAUUUUGUUGACCUUGAAGCACCUUUUGAAGAUAUGAUUGACCGCACUAAGACACCGCGGAUGCCCUGGCAUGAUAUUGGAAUGGCUGUCUACGGCAGCGCUGCGCAGGAUGUUGCACGCCAUUUCAUUCAACGUUGGAAUAUGAUCAAAGUGAAAAAAGUCAGAGAUGAUGGGCAGUAUCCAUUUUUAUUUCCUAAAAUUGUUCCUAACCUCAGCAAUCCUGCCACUGCUGGCAAACUGAAGAUUCAGAUUGUACGUAGUGUCGGACAGUGGUCAGCUGGUAACUUGAAGUGUGAAAACUCUAUACAACAAGCUUACGUCAAAAGUAUCAAGAAUGCAAAGCACUUCAUUUACAUUGAGAACCAGUUCUUUAUAUCCAAAGUUGCCAGUGACAAUAUUGUGUUAAACAAGAUUAACAAAGCCUUAUUUGAACGGAUUCUUAAGGCUCACAGGAAGAAGGAAACUUUCCGUGUGUACAUAGUAAUGCCAUUGCUGCCUGCCUUUGAAGGGGAGAUUGGGACCAAGAAAGGGACUGCAAUCCAAGCCAUUACACACUGGAAUUAUGCUUCUAUCUGUAGAGGGAACGAGUCUCUUCUGACGCGACUCAAACAAGAGGGAGUGCCAGAUCCGUUUAAUUAUGUGACAUUCUAUGGUCUACGGAAUCAUGGAGAACUUUUAGAAAAACUUACAACAGAAUUGGUUUAUGUACAUAGUAAGAUGAUGAUUGUUGACGAUGACACAACAAUAAUUGGAUCUGCAAACAUCAACGACCGCAGUAUGCUGGGGGACCGUGACAGUGAAAUGGCUGUCAUAAUCCAAGACCUGGAAACUUUCCCUGUCCAGUUCAAUGGUAAAGACCAUCAAGCUGGACAUUUCUCAUCCUCACUGAGAAAAACAGUCUUUAAGGAACAUUUGGGCCUCCAAGAUGAUGAGCCUCUGGUGGAUCCUGUCUGUGAUGCUUUCUAUAAAGAAAUUUGGAUCCAGCAAGCUAGCAUCAACACAACUAUUUAUGAAAAGGUUUUUAAUUGUAUUCCAAAUGAUGGAAUCUUAACUUUUGAUGAACUCAAGAAAUACAACAAAAAGUCAACUCUUGCAGAAGAUAAUCCAGGCAAAGCAAGGGAAAUGCUAAAGAAUGUACAUGGUCACCUUGUUUUAAUACCACUUUACUUCUUGUCUAAUGAAAAUUUGACGCCACCUCCUGGGGCCAAAGAAGCUCUUUUACCAACAGUUUUAUGGACAUGACACAAGUCAUCAAAGGAAUUAGUUUCUAUAAAUAAUGGCUGUGAAUUAUUAUUAUUAUUAUUAUUAUUAUUCUCUCUUUUAUAUCAUACUAUUUCAUUGGUUUUCAUUUUCUUUUAUUCUGAUUUAAUGUCUCAUAUAGUAACAAUGUAGGUUAAGGAUAUUUUUCUUGCUUUAGAGUUUAUUCCAUUUUCCAUUUUUUCUUUUUUUUGUUCUUCCACAUCAAGAAUUGUAAUAUUAGCAAAAAAAAAAAAAAAUGGGAACCAAGUUUUGGUUGAAUUUUUAAUGAAAUUCCACAACCUUUUCAAUGUAUAUAUAUAUAUAAAUAUAUAAAUAUAUAAAUAUAUCAGUAUCAUCAUUAUUGUAACACACACACAUACACACACACACACACACAUUACAAAGAUAUAUUUUUGUAUUCAGUCAUUGCAUUAUCCAGCUUGUACGUAACAAAACUUCAUCAUGACUCUUGUUACUGAACAAUUUUAAAGCAAUAUGUGGAUUUUUAACAUUCCAGUAUAAAGUACAGAGUGUUCUAAAAGAUAGUAAUUUAUUGAAAAAUGAUACAUUAUGAUAUUAGGACAAUAUUGAAGGUCCCUCCUCACCCAUCCAUUUGUCCCCUACCUUAAAGGAGGAUUUAAAUUCACUAAUAGAAAGUAAUUAAAAAAAAAGCACUUAUCUGUUUUACGAUUUUCUUGCA
This is a messenger RNA of Octopus bimaculoides (California two-spot octopus), 4749 nucleotides long. Its product is annotated as phospholipase D1. Gene Ontology annotation, biological process: phosphatidic acid biosynthetic process; regulation of vesicle-mediated transport; intracellular signal transduction. Gene Ontology annotation, cellular component: intracellular membrane-bounded organelle. Gene Ontology annotation, molecular function: phosphatidylinositol binding; D-type glycerophospholipase activity. The record is from RefSeq and is a predicted model, not a curated record. Lineage: Eukaryota; Metazoa; Mollusca; Cephalopoda; Octopoda; Octopodidae.